This is a messenger RNA of Aspergillus affinis, 2292 nucleotides long. RefSeq names its product Zn(II)2Cys6 transcription factor. The record is from RefSeq and is a predicted model, not a curated record. The coding region runs from base 1 to 2292 and encodes 763 amino acids. The transcript has 2 exons. Gene Ontology annotation, molecular function: DNA-binding transcription factor activity, RNA polymerase II-specific; DNA binding; zinc ion binding. Gene Ontology annotation, biological process: DNA-templated transcription; regulation of DNA-templated transcription. Lineage: Eukaryota; Fungi; Ascomycota; Eurotiomycetes; Eurotiales; Aspergillaceae.
AUGAACUCUCACAACAGACCUCCUCCGGCCAUGGUCGGGCGGUUGCACGUGACCCAGCCCGUGGAGUCUCCGGCGAAGCGGCCCAGCGCUGCUCGGCCAUCCGCGCCCGCGCCAACUGCCACGAUGAAGCGAAAGGACGCAUCCCAGCUUCCUGACCCAGCUGCAAAACGUCGUCCCAGACAGGAUCCGGUCUCAUGUGAGUCCUGUAGACGGAAGAAGCUCAAAUGCAACCGACAGCAGCCGUGUGAGAGCUGUGUCACUCGCAAACUCCCUUGCAGCUACGGUCCCGGGGUUUCCGUCUCUCAAUUGUCCAAGACUGCAACACACGACGACAAUCGAACAGACUAUGACUCCACUCGGUCCUACGGCACAGAUGGAGCUCGGAUAUCCGCUGGGGUGCCCCCUCCAUCCGCUCCGGUCUGCCAGCAACAUCCGCAGCAACGGUACAGUAGGGAAUCAGCGGCCACCGCGGACUUACUGGAGCACAUACACAUGAGUGCUCGAGUGCCCACUGCUGCACCAAGAUGGUUGAGGGAUGACUUUGAUGAAACCAUGAAAAGGGGACUCUUAUCCAUGGGCAGUCCGAAUUCUCCCUCGGGGGCACAGUUCUCAUUGCCCACACGCGAGUGGAAUGCUUCGCGUGAGAACCCGGCAACCAUCAAUCUGAUCCAGUUUGUGCCCACGAGACAGGAGGCGACCGCACUUUUUCGGUACUAUUCAAAAUAUGUCGAUUAUUUGUAUCACAUCAUUGUCUUGAAGCGGGCUGAAGCACAAAUCAACGGUGUGUAUGAGUGCAUCGAACGAGGCUCGCCGGUCAACCUCGACCAUCUAGCCCUGUUAUUCAGUAUCGCUGCGAGCGCAUUGUAUUUGCAGUUGUCUUCUGAAUCAUCGCCCUACUCGGAAAUAUGCUGUCAAGAGUUUACAUUUUUGACGGGUGCUGCUCUGAUUCAGAAUAAUCACGCUGCAUCUCCCACCCUGGAAGGCCUCCAGGCGGUCAUGCUUGUCGUGCAUUAUGUUUGCAACCUGAGUUCUCAUGAAUCAGUCAGCGCGUUAUUUAUACACGGUGCCAUCGUGAGCCAGGCAAAAAGUCUCAUGCUGCACUGUAUCGACUCUCCUCGAACCCGCGAAGCGAGGGAUCAAAGUAAGGUGGACCCUGUUGAAGUUGAGAUCAAACGGCGGCUUUGGUGGGAUAUUACAAGUAGUGAAUGGUUUCUAGGCUUCCUAAGUGGUCCCCAGGAAUGGACCUACCAAAUCUAUCCCCAACAUAUGAGUGUGAACCAACCACGCAAUGUCGACGACGAAGCUUUGGAAAGAAACCCGAGCCUUGCAUCAUCACCCAGAUCUGUACCUACUGACAUGUCUUUCACACUGGAGCGGCUCGAGCUCUCUUUCGCGUGUCGCGACAUUAUAGACUCAAUAGCCUAUGAGCAGCUCAACGGGCUCGAAAUCGACUACUCGAAGAUCCUGGAACUGGAUCGAAAAAUUCACCAAGCUUUGUCGGAAGUCCCAGAGUUUUUCCGACUUGAUCCCGGCUCACGGCGACGGUUUGCGAAUCUCUACAAAGAGCGGCCCACCUUGGCUUGGCAGAGGUGUGUUCUACAGCAGGCCUACUACUCACGCAUCUGCCGCUUGCACCGUCAGUUCUUCAUCCGCGGGGCGCGGGAUCCAACCUACUCAUAUUCCCAUGUGAUCUGUCUUCAGUCCGCUCGCAAAGUGCUCGAGAUCAAGAGGAUUAUGGACGAAGAGGAGCCCAAGUUCACGCCACCAAGCUCUGUUGUCUGGUCCGUGAUGCACCACAUAUUCAUGGCCGCCGUGAUCUUGUUACUCGAUGUCUGUUUCAAUUGGGACGAUAUCCUUGCCGAGAAACGCAAGGAGGAAGUCCUAGAUGCCUGUCGCGUUCUGAGUAAGGCGCAGCAAUCGUCGUGUCUCGUUAAGGAAGGCAUUCAGGCCAUGAUGAACACACUCCAGAAGCACUGGAAGAGUGACAAAUUAUCAGUCUCCAGCGGGUUGCAGCCGAAUCAGUCUUCAUCGCCAGUCGUAGGGCCCAUGGCUGAAGAUUCUGCACAGCCGGCGAUCGUUCCCUUAGAGCCAAAUGACAAGUCAGUGGCUGUUGCGCAGACGUGGGGCAGUGCACCUAAUCUAUCUACGAAUCAAUUUGUCGAUGGCGAUGAGCGACAGCUCGAAGAUAUAUGGUCGGAGUUCCUCGAGAACGGUUACAACUAUACAUUUGAGGAUGCGGACUGGACAGGACUAUUGACCGAGUUGACUAGCGCGACGAUACCCAUUGGAUGA